Messenger RNA from Prionailurus viverrinus (fishing cat), 2368 nucleotides. RefSeq names its product cell division cycle 20B (gene CDC20B). The coding region runs from base 210 to 2039 and encodes 609 amino acids. Gene Ontology annotation, cellular component: anaphase-promoting complex. NCBI's taxonomy places the organism in Eukaryota, Metazoa, Chordata, Mammalia, Carnivora, Felidae. Gene Ontology annotation, biological process: anaphase-promoting complex-dependent catabolic process; positive regulation of anaphase-promoting complex-dependent catabolic process; positive regulation of ubiquitin protein ligase activity. The record is from RefSeq and is a predicted model, not a curated record. Gene Ontology annotation, molecular function: ubiquitin ligase activator activity; anaphase-promoting complex binding; protein binding. The transcript is spliced from 14 exons.
CCGCGAGCUUUUUAAACAGUACCCUGGGGAAUACUCUCUGGGAGCCGUGGGAGGAAUGGGGGAAAUGGAGAUUAAGAGCGAAAAAUGAUGGUCCUGGGGGAUGAGAGUAGAGGUUUGACGAUUAGGCGUCAAGGCUGGCUUAGACCGGGGGGAAAACCAGAGCCGAUCGAGGUGAGGCCGAACACCCGGCAGGGGAAAAUCCUCCUGAGAUGGAGUGGAAACUGGAGCGCACCGCCCCGCGGAGGGUCCGGACGGAAGAAGAGAUGCUGUGGGUGAGUAACGUCCUUUUGUUUCCCAGCCCCGACUCCCUGAAGGGGACUCUGCCCGCUGAGGACCAACAGGAGAACGUCAUGCGGGUGCUCGCCAAAGACAUGAAGCAAAAGAGAAGUCAAGGUUCUCCCAAGAUAUUUGACGGAGUUAAUAUCACAUAUUCUAACUUUAAGAGCAACUUUGUGAAGAGACUGUCGGCAGAGGUUCCCGUUGCCAGUAGCCCAAUUACCACCAGAUGGCGGCAAAGCCAAACCAGGGAUCUGGCAGUUGAUUCCUUUGAGGAAGAGCGUUCAACCACUUACCUCCCAGAAGCUUCUGGAUCCGUGCUGAAGAUAACUCCUGAAAAAGAGACCUUGAUUCUAGGAUCCUACAAAGAACCACUGAAGACCCCCAUCAAAGGGAAUUUUGAAACAAAUAACUCAGCUCUCCAUUUUUGCAAGGCACCUCCUGCACUGGGCAGAGGCUGGAAUGAAAAUGUUGCCUCAAAAGGCCAGAAAUGCCUAAACCAGCUAUUUUUGACCCAGAAGGUGGCUCAGUGGGUUAGUGGGAAAAUGCAGCUCUGUGAGAAAUCCCAAUGUGUUUGGAAAGCCUGCAGAGAUGGAGUCAGAGAUGAAUCCUUCCAUCUUAAAAGAUUCAAUGGUAUAAACUAUUCCAUACUGCAACCAGAGGUGAAGUUUCAUCUUACUGGUCUUCGAAAUGACUAUUAUCUCAAUAUUCUAGAUUGGAAUUUUCAAAAUCUUGUUGCUAUAGCCCUUGGAUCCUCUGUGUACAUCUGGAAUGGGGAAAACCACAAUAAGAUUGAAAAUAUAGACUUCACUCUCAAUUGUAACUAUGUAUCUUCUGUGUCCUGGAUAAAAGAGGGAAACUGCCUGGCAGUUGGCACCAGCGAGGGAGAAGUACAACUAUGGGAUGUGGUAACUAAAAAGCGGCUGAGAAAUAUGCUUGGUCAUUUGUCAGUGGUUGGGGCUUUGAGCUGGAAUCACUAUAUUCUUAGCAGUGGGUCGAGGUUGGGCCGAGUUUAUCAUCACGACGUUCGGGUAGCCCGGCAUCAUGUUGGAACACUUCACCACCAACAAGCUGUGUGUGCUCUGAAGUGGUCGCCUGACAGUAGGCUGCUUUCCAGUGGCUGUAGUGACGGACUGCUGACUAUAUGGCCCGGUGACCCGAGUGCAAAAGCACAGGUUCAACCACUGAAAGUCAUACCCCAACCUACAGCAGUCAAGGCCAUGGAUUGGUGUCCCUGGCAGUCUGCAGUCCUUGCUGUUGGAGGCGGAAUGAAGGACGGACACUUACAUAUCUUGGACAUAAAUACUGGGCAAACCAUCCAGACCCCAAGCAUGAACUCACAGAUUUGUUCCCUAAUCUGGCUCCCUAAGACAAAGGAGAUUGCAAGUGGCCAAGGUACUCCUAAGAACGAUGUGACUGUGUGGGCCUGUCCUGGUCUGGCCAGGUCGGCUGGAUUUUUUGAUUCUGAUAAUGUCAUUUGGCAACAACAACAACAAAAAACACCCUUCACAGAAAGACUUCCUGCUCCUGCUGGCCACAGGGGCAGAGUGCUGCACCUGGCUUUGAGUCCAGACCAGACCCGAGUGUUUUCUGCCGCAGCCGAUGGCACAGCCUGUGUAUGGAACUGCUGUGAGUCACUCAGCCCCUCUGUGAGCUCCAGUUUCCUCACUUUGAAAGCCCCAUCCUGCUGCUGCUCAGGGGACUCCGGUAUGGACACUUGCACAUUCUCUGUACAGGGACUGGAGGCCCUAGAGGAACCCUGACUUCAGCUUUCCUGGAUGUCCCAGAUUUUCAAAUUUAGAGCUGUGUAUGUUCAUACAAAAAAUGAGAAAAAAAUUGCUUCUCAGUGUUUUUUGUUUUUUGUUUUUUUUUUUGUAAAAUCAAGAAGAUGUACUAGAUCAACCCAUGCCUUAGCAGUGAACUUGUUUUUGAUGAACAACUUACUUAAGCUGAGAACAGUAAGUUUUUUGACUGGCAUCUUAUCAAACUUCUUUAAAAAAAAGCACUAGGACCCUACAGAAGCCAAUGCCAUGACAAGACAAAGCAUGAUGUUACAUGUUCUAUAUCUGCAUGAGUAAUUCCAACAGCUCAA